Messenger RNA from Indicator indicator, 2012 nucleotides. It is a transcript of the gene SBNO2, whose product is annotated as strawberry notch homolog 2. The transcript is spliced from 13 exons. The annotation marks the transcript as partial. Gene Ontology annotation, molecular function: chromatin DNA binding; histone binding. The record is from RefSeq and is a predicted model, not a curated record. NCBI's taxonomy places the organism in Eukaryota, Metazoa, Chordata, Aves, Piciformes, Indicatoridae. Gene Ontology annotation, cellular component: nucleus. Gene Ontology annotation, biological process: regulation of DNA-templated transcription.
AUGACAGGGCGCAAGGGCCGCGUGGUCUGCAGAGCCGACGGCUGCGUCGCCUUCGAGUCCCGCGCCGAGCACGGCCUCUCCAUCGACCACGUCAACCUGAAGGAGAAGGAGAGGUUCAUGAAAGGGGAAAAGCUCGUAGCAAUAAUCUCUGAGGCCUCCAGCUCAGGGAUCUCCCUCCAGGCUGACAGGAGGGUCAGGAACCAGAGGCGCCGAGUCCACAUGACCCUGGAGCUGCCCUGGAGUGCAGACAGAGCCAUCCAGCAGUUUGGUCGAACACACAGAUCCAACCAGGUUUCUGCUCCAGAGUAUGUCUUCCUUAUCUCGGAGCUGGCAGGGGAGAGGAGGUUUGCAUCCAUCGUGGCAAAACGUCUGGAGAGCCUGGGUGCCUUAACUCACGGGGACCGUCGGGCCACCGAGUCCCGGGACCUCAGCAAGUACAACUUUGAGAACAAGUAUGGGGCUAAAGCACUGGACAGGGUCCUGUCCACCAUCCUCAACCACACUGAGAACAGAGUUCCUGUGCCCAAGAGCUAUGAGAGAGGUGAAGCUGCAUUUUUCCAUGAAAUGAAGCAAGGGCUCAUCUCUGUGGGGAUCUUCUGCCAUCAGACCAAGUAUGGCAUGGUCACAGUGGAGAAAGACUGUUCCAUCACCAAGUUCCUGAACCGCAUCCUGGGCCUGGAGGUGGACAAGCAGAACCUGCUCUUCCAGUAUUUUUCUGACACCUUUGACUACCUGAUCGAGAAGGACAAGAAGGAGGGCAAAUAUGACAUGGGCAUCCUAGAUUUGGCCCCAGGAGUGGAUGAGAUCUACGAGGAGAGCAAGGAGGUCUUCCUGACCCCUGGGCACCCUCAGGACGGCCAGGUUGUCUUCUAUAAGAUCAGUGUUGACAGAGGCUUGAAGUGGGAGGAAGCCUAUGAGAAGUCCCUCAAGCUGACAGGACCCCAUGAUGGCUUCUACCUCUCCCUCAAGAUGCGAGGCAGCAAACACACCUGCCUGCUGGCAGAGCAGAGCAGGGGCAAGAACUUCAUCCUCUACAAGCCCAACAUCGGCAAGCAGAGCCAGCCCGAGAGCCUGGACAGCCUGCAGAAGAAGUACCGCAGGGUGCUGCCAGAGGAAGCCAAGAAGCACUGGGAGAGCAGUUAUGACUUCUCCUUGAAGAACUGCAACCAUGCUGCCUGGCACAGGCCCUGCAGGCUGGUGCAGGAGGGCCGGGAGUGCCUGCAGGGCCUGAGGCUGCGGCACUACUACAUGCUGUGCGGGGCGCUGCUGCGGGUGUGGAGCAGGAUCGCCAGCGUCAUGGCGGACGUCACCAGCAGCAGCUACCUGCAGAUCGUCCGCCUCAAGACCAAGGAGAAGAAGAAGCAAGUGGGGAUAAAGAUCCCCGAGAGCUGCGUCCGCAAGGUGCUGGAGGAGCUGAAGCAGAUGGAUGAGAACGUGAAGAGGAAGCACAGCCUCCUGCUGCAGGCCCAGGAGCAGGGCCCACACUUCCCCCUGCCACUGCCCCUCCUGCCACAGCCCCUGGACCUCACACAGACAGGGCCUGGCCUCCCCGCCCUGCCCAGGCACCCCCUGCGCCAGGAGGAGAUCCUGGACUUGACCUACAGCCCUCCCAGCAGCAGCAUUCCCGAGGUGGUGAUGAACCCAGAGCCCAGUGCCUUGUGCUUCCCCUCAGAGCCCCUUCUCCAGCCACACCAGCAGCACUCACUGCCCUUUGGCUUCAGUCACCAUCCUGCCUUCGCCAGCCCAGCCCCCAUCCUGGAGGGGAACAUCCCCCUGCAGGACCACCUCCCCCUGCCUCACCAGGGACCUCUGCAGACCCUGCAGCAGCAGCAGCAGCCACAGCAGCAGCAGCAGCAGCAGGAAGAUUUUGUCCAACAGGAUGGGAAUAUCAAUUUUAGGGAGAUCCUGGAGGACAUGCUCAGGACGUUCAGUGGACCCCCCCAGGAGAAUCUGCUCCCCCAGGAGCGCCAGAGUGUGAUCCAGUUCAGUGGACCCUUCCCUGACUUCUGAGA